Triticum aestivum (bread wheat) is the source of this 1793-nucleotide messenger RNA. RefSeq names its product myb-related protein Hv33. The transcript is spliced from 2 exons. The record is from RefSeq and is a predicted model, not a curated record. The coding region runs from base 261 to 1106 and encodes 281 amino acids. Lineage: Eukaryota; Viridiplantae; Streptophyta; Magnoliopsida; Poales; Poaceae.
UUGUCUUUGCCUGUGCGAGCCUCGCUUCUAAACCACUUGAUCGCGGCCUCACCUCACUUGCAGAGCUCAGUUAGCUUGCGGUUCUUGUCACUCACACUUCCCCCAUAUAUACCCGACCAUAUAUACCCACCAGGCGACCAUUGAUCGGGAGGAAGCAACCGUCGAUCGAUCGACCAUAUAUACAACCAUCGAUGUUCCCUAGCUUAGCUCGAUCGUUGAAGUAGCUACAAGGCCGGCCAGCUGCUGCCGCAGACGAAUCAAUGGAACGUCCGUCGUCCGGCGGCGUGGGGCAGCCCAAGCUCCGCAAGGGGCUGUGGUCACCCGAGGAAGACGAGAAGCUCUACAACCACAUCAUCCGGCACGGCGUAGGCUGCUGGAGCUCCGUCCCCAGGCUGGCCGGGCUGCACCGCUGCGGCAAGAGCUGCCGCCUCCGGUGGCUCAACUACCUCCGCCCCAACCUCAGGCGCGGCAGCUUCUCGCAGCAGGAGGAGGACCACAUCAUCGCGCUGCACCAGAUCCUCGGCAACAGGUGGUCUCAGAUCGCGUCGCACCUGCCGGGCCGGACGGACAACGAGAUCAAGAACUUCUGGAACAGCUGCAUCAAGAAGAAGCUCCGCCAGCAGAGCAUCGACCCGGCCACGCACAAGCCCAUGGGUGCCACGGCCACCGCGGCAUUGCCGGACGCCGAAGAGGAAGACCGUAAGACCCUUUCCGCGGCGGUCGACGGCAGCCUCGCUCCGAAGCAGCAGGCGGUGUUUGAUCCGUUCCCGGUGUGCGCCGAUUACAGCGGCUUUGCAGAGGACCUCAGCGCGGCGAGCGCUGCGGCAUUGUAUGGCCAGUUCGGCGGCGGCAAGGAGGGCGCGGACAACGACGCCGGGUUCGGCGCGGGCGACUACAGCUGUGUGCUGAACGUGUCGGAGAACCUGGGCUACGGGGAGAGCUCGAGCAACAGCAGCAACUGGAACUACGGCGGCGAGGUUGGAAGCGCGCUCGACGGCGAGGUACUGCACUGGGCAAAGGCGGAGAUGGAGCACAAGUUUUCGCUGCCCUGCCCAGAACAGAGCCUGCUCGCAAAUUUCGAAUUCAAUUUGGAACAAUACUUCUGAUCUUUUGUUUCUUUCUCCCUCCAUUUUUUAAGAGAUAAGUGUCACAUCAUAAAUUCGGAAGUUAGUAGGCAAAUUACUUUGCUUCAUCUAGCACGCUGAAAAGUUUACAAGAACGGACACAACGUACAAACUUUCACGUGAUUGUAUUUUUAGGGCAGUUGGGCGGCGCGGUGGAUCCUGGCAAGGGCCGGUGAGAGGGUUCCGUUUUUAGUCGUUUUUUUUAAUUUUAUUAAGGUUUGUGUCCUGCUUAGAAAGGCAAGACGGCGGCGGCUCUCUGGAGAUGACACAAAGGUCUCCCCGUCUAGCCCCCGUAACGGCGAUGCGUCUAGCAUCGUUGGUGGGCGUAUGGAGGUGUAUCUUCGGUGAAUUUAUCUUUGCUGGAUUUGCUCGGAUCUCGUCGUUGUUUGUCUAUAUUAGUGUGUCUUCGGAAUGGAUCCUUCCUAUCUACGUUAUUUUUUAUCGGCGGCGGUUGCUGUUCUGGUGCGCUGGUCCUAUGCGGCCUUAGCACGACGACUUCCCGACUGUCCACUACAACAAAUUGUGCCCGACUCCGGUGAUGGAGCGGCGAUAAAGAAGGCUUGCCUUCGGCUCGCUUCAGUGCUUGUAGUCGUCGCUAGUUGAUCUACGGAUCUGGAUGUAAUUUUUAUUAUUUAUAUUGUUCGUUGUACUACCAUGAUUGAAAAUGAA